CUUGCCGAGCGCGGAUCUUGGAGCCAGCGAGCUCACUGCUGCUGCGGCUGCGCCUCCUGGUCUUCCGCGUCACCGCUGCCGCCAUGCCCGGAGGGCUCCUUCUCGGGGACGAAGCCCCCAACUUCGAGGCCAACACCACCAUCGGCCGCAUCCGUUUCCACGACUUUCUGGGAGACUCAUGGGGCAUUCUCUUCUCCCACCCACGGGACUUUACCCCGGUAUGCACCACAGAGCUUGGCAGAGCUGCAAAGCUGGCACCUGAGUUUGCCAAGAGGAAUGUUAAGUUGAUUGCCCUCUCAAUAGACAGUGUUGAGGACCAUCUUGCUUGGAGCAAGGAUAUCAAUGCUUACAAUGGUAAUGAGCCCACAGAAAAGUUACCUUUUCCCAUCAUUGAUGAUAAGAACCGGGACCUUGCCAUCCUGUUGGGCAUGCUGGACCCAGCAGAGAAAGAUGAAAAAGGCAUGCCUGUGACUGCGCGUGUGGUGUUUGUUUUUGGCCCUGAUAAGAAACUGAAACUGUCUAUCCUCUACCCCGCUACCACUGGCAGGAACUUUGAUGAGAUUCUCAGAGUAAUUAUCUCUCUCCAGCUGACAGCAGAGAAAAGGGUUGCCACCCCCGUUGAUUGGAAGGAUGGAGACAGUGUGAUGGUCCUUCCAACCAUCCCUGAAGAGGAAGCCAAAACACUUUUCCCUAAAGGAGUCUUCACCAAAGAACUCCCAUCUGGCAAAAAAUACCUCCGCUACACUCCCCAGCCUUAAGUCUCUCCAGAAGUUGGGGGUUGCAGCUUCUCCCUGAGUACAGUGAGCCCGAGGAUCCCACCUGCCAGCGUUUCCUUGCAGCAGUUCUGUAGACACAUCCUGGUGUGAUUACAGCCGAGAUCCUUAGGUUGCUUAUUAAAUGGAAAUGGCACUAAAGCUUUCUUGGGAUUCUUUACUCUGUGCCUUCACCAGCAUUCUGUUCCGUUCCUACAUCUGAGCACUCUCUGCUGGCUGGCUCUGAAAUAGAUUCUAAUUUGAGACAUAUCUUGUUGGAUCUCUUCAGGGUUUGCGAUCGACAAGGUAGUCGCAGGUGAUGGUUGAGAAAGCUUGCUUCACUAUCAUAGAAUAUCAGUUUUUGUAACUUUCCUAAUCGAGUCCCCUCUUCUGUUACCCUGUUUGGAGAACAAAAAUCAAGUUUGAGCUUUCUCUAUAAAUAUCUAAGUAUGUAACCCAGGAACUUAGAGUAACUCUUAUAUUCCUUAAUACUCAAUGUUUUUAUCACAGCUGCAGGAAAACUUAAAUUCUAUACUUUCCUAGUAGAUAACUGACCUGGGAAGAGCAGGGGGGAGAAUUCUUUAAAUAUUAUGCUAUAAAAAAAUUUUUAUAAUUUCUCUCAAAAGGGAGAGGCUGCAGAAAAGCUUCCUUUGCCUGACAGGGAAGGUGUGAGCAGGACAGUGCCAUGUGCCUUUCACAGGGUAUUUCCAUAUGUCACUUUGCUGUCCAAUAACAAAUGCAUGUGAUGACACACCUUAUAUAAACAGAGAAGAGGCUCUUGUAGGGGGUUGCUAAUUUUCUGAAUUUCGCUUUUGGGGGAAUCAGCAAAUAAAAUCUGUUGUUGAAACUGCAUCAGAGAAUUCUGUUGUCACAUUUUGAAGCACUAAUU
This is a messenger RNA of Castor canadensis (American beaver), 1641 nucleotides long. It is a transcript of the gene Prdx6, whose product is annotated as peroxiredoxin 6. Gene Ontology annotation, biological process: cellular oxidant detoxification; cell redox homeostasis. The record is from RefSeq and is a predicted model, not a curated record. Gene Ontology annotation, molecular function: peroxiredoxin activity. NCBI's taxonomy places the organism in Eukaryota, Metazoa, Chordata, Mammalia, Rodentia, Castoridae. Gene Ontology annotation, cellular component: mitochondrion; cytosol.